Vigna unguiculata (cowpea) is the source of this 2102-nucleotide messenger RNA. RefSeq names its product protein DETOXIFICATION 49 pseudogene. The record is from RefSeq and is a predicted model, not a curated record. Lineage: Eukaryota; Viridiplantae; Streptophyta; Magnoliopsida; Fabales; Fabaceae.
AGAGAGUUUGAGUUGGUAAAUAAAUGUAUAUUCUGUAGCACUAGCAUUAGUGUGUGUCGACCCUACGUGUGGCCGUGUGUCAUACUCUUUCAUUUCAAUUUGAAUGGAACAUUCCAAAAAUUCAUUGCUCAAACCCUUCCUUAUAAACCCCUCUGUUACACUCUUGCAAAGUGCAAAAGUUCGCCACCAGCGAAACCUCUAUUGUAAACUCUCUUUCGUUGCUUUGUCUCUUGUGAGAAACCGUCAAAGAAACGAUGCGCCAGUUAUCACCCACCUCAACUUUCUGUGAAAGGAAUGAGGGCCACCCAAACGUAUCCAAUCCCCAAUUACAGGAUGAGACCAACAUGUGCACCACUUUGAUCCCCAAAUCCCCAACAUGUCAACACCAUCAUCACCAAACACAAAAUCCCAACAAAACCCAUUUGUCCCUGGCCCUCAUCGAAGCCAAGUGUAUUUCCAACAUAUCAUUCUCCAUGAUCCUAACCGGUCUAUUACUCUACUCUCGCUCCAUGAUUUCCAUGGUUUUCCUCGGCCACCUCGGAGAACUCGCUCUCGCAGGUGGCUCCUUAGCCAUCGGAUUCGCCAACAUCACCGGCUACUCUGUUCUCUCUGGCCUCGCCAUGGGGAUGGAACCCAUCUGCGGUCAGGCCUUCGGAGCCAAAAGGUUCAAACUCCUCGGCCUCACCAUGCAGAGAACCGUGCUCCUUCUUCUCCUCACUUCACUUUUCAUCUCAUUCUUCUGGCUCAACAUCAAGAAACUACUACUCCUAUGUGGCCAGGAAGAAGACAUAGCCAAUGAGGCGCAAUUCUAUAUAUAUUACUCUCUCCCGGAUCUUAUAUUACAAUCGCUGCUGCACCCUCUAAGAAUCUAUCUCCGGAGCCAAUCAAUAACCCUUCCUCUCACGUGCUGCGCCGCUCUCUCCAUUAUCCUCCACGUGCCCAUCAACUACCUCUUUGUCUCCGUCCUCAACCUCGGAAUCGGAGGCAUCGCGUUAAGCGCUGUGGUCACGAACUUCAACCUCGUCGCGUCGUUGGUUAUUUACGUUGUGGUAUCAGGCACGCACAAGAAAACGUGGCCGGGUAUUUCCCGGUCCUGCUUCAAGGGGUGGAAAAGGCUCUUGAAUCUCGCGAUUCCGAGUUGCGUUUCGGUUUGUCUGGAAUGGUGGUGGUACGAGAUAAUGAUUUUACUGUGCGGGUUGUUAGUGAACCCUCAUGCAAGUGUGGCCUCCAUGGGGGUUUUGAUUCAAACCACGGCUUUGAUAUACAUUUUUCCGUCGUCUCUAAGUUUUGGAGUGUCGACGCGUGUUGGAAACGAGUUGGGUGCGGGGAAUCCUGCGAGGGCGAAAAUUGCGGCGCUCGUGGGCCUCUGUUUCAGUUUCGUGUUGGGGUUCUCUGCUUUGGCGUUCGCGAUUUCGGUGAGGAAGGUCUGGGCCACGAUGUUCACGGGGGAUGGAGAAAUCCUUGCUUUGACGUCGAUGGUGUUGCCCAUCAUUGGGCUUUGCGAGCUCGGAAACUGUCCCCAGACGACGGUUUGCGGCGUUCUGAGGGGGACGGCGAGGCCGAAAUUGGGGGCGAACAUAAACCUGGGUUGCUUCUACCUUGUGGGCAUGCCCGUUGCGGUGUGGUUGGGGUUCUUUGCAGGGUUUGACUUCAAAGGGUUGUGGUUGGGGAUGUUGGCGGCGCAGGGAUCUUGUAUGAUAACAAUGAUGUUCGUGUUGGCGCGGACCAAUUGGGAGGGUCAAGCUUUGAGAGCUAAGGAACUCACUUCAUGUGAUUCCAACGAGGAGAAAAAACUGGUGCAGGAGGAAGAAGAAGAAGAAGAAGAGAAAGAGGUUGAGGAAGGUUUUUUGGGAUCAUGUGCCACCAAAGAAGCCUCUGAGUUAGUUGUUUGAUUGGUAAUGAGUAACAACAACAACUCAUCACAACAUUAUCGCAGGGAUUAAUGGUUUAUUAUAUUCAAGAUUCAUGAUAUAUAGAUAGAAAGAUCAUUCUUCUAUACAGUUGAUUAUUCUUUUGUUGGAAAAGCAAAAUCAAGGACAGGAUCUAUGAAUUGAAUUUAAAUGUAUAAUACUCUUUCUUCAAAAUUGUUUCGAUUAACAACA